Sorghum bicolor (sorghum) is the source of this 1413-nucleotide messenger RNA. RefSeq lists its product as uncharacterized. Lineage: Eukaryota; Viridiplantae; Streptophyta; Magnoliopsida; Poales; Poaceae. Bases 1 to 747 code for a protein of 248 amino acids. The transcript has 2 exons. The record is from RefSeq and is a predicted model, not a curated record.
AUGCAGAUGCUCACUAAACGAGCCUUGUUCGCCUGCCAGCCAUCACAACUGCGCCAGGCCCGAGUCGCCCCGCCAGCCCAGCUGGGCAAGCAACCGGCCGGCGCCCCCCCUUCCCUCCGGCCCACGCGCGCGCCAAGGCCCAGCUGGCCUGCUCGCCAUCCCACUCAGACCCGUGACCCAGCGCCUAACCCUAAGCUGCGCGCCCUAGCCCCUGGAGGACAGCCGCCGCCGCCUAGAGCGCGCACCGCGCUCAGCGAACCUUCCCUUUCCCCGGGCGCAGAUCCGGCUCUCCGCCGCCUCCUCCUGCUCCUCGCCGUUGUCGCCGCGUCCCUCCUCGCCGCCGACGCGCGGCCGUGCCACACCUUCCUCGUCGCCUUCCCCGCCGAUCCCAACCCCAACCCCAGCAGAGGCGACGGCGCCGUCCACCACCACCUCGGCAUCCCCCACGUCGCCACGGUCAUCACCGUCUUCCGCGUCCGCCGCCUCGGUCUACAGGUCCCCCACGGCCACCGCAACCACCACCUCCACUCCAUCCCCGCCAACGUCCAGAUCCACCGCCCUGAUCUCCCGCACCCCGCCGCGGGCGCGGCUGCGGCCGCCGGGCCCCAGGAGCGCGCCAGGGGCAUCCUCGUGGUCGUCGUCGGGCUCCUCUUCGGCAUCGCCUGCGGCGCGCUCUCCAUAGCACGACGUGCACGAGAAGUUGGAGGACAGAGAUCGACGGGAAGAGAAGAGAGCGGAGGUAGCUGAUGCUUGGAGCCGCUGUGCGUUUCGCCUAAACCGCGUAGGUGCUAUGGAGCUGCAGGCACGGUCUUCUGAUCUCGCUCGGCUCCUGUAUCCCUUCUCUCGUCUCAGAAGAGGGAAAAAAGGGGGGCUCCAGUGCAGCGGCCCUGGGAAUCGAACCUUGGUCACAACAUUGUGUGCGGUCGCGUGUGAGUGGGUGGAAGCAGGUGUGUAAGGUCGUGAUCAUACUUCUAAUCUAGGCCGUUAAAUCUGUAAGACAUGUGCUGUGAGUCGUUGAUCUUGGAGGUGGAAUUUGUCUAGAGAAGAUUUCAAUUACAGUAGAGAUGAGCAGUUGAGCACUCACGCUAAAGUAGAGAUUUCCGAACCCGACCUAAACAAGCUUCUCCAUCUAUAUCUCGGUUCCUUUUCUUUUUUUUUUAGUUGACUCUCUCCAUUUGAAUAUUUUAUUUAUUUACGGGCUACCAAAGUGCGUAACCACAAAACAAUUGGAUUUUCUGGGCAAGUACGAGUAACAAGUUUUCAGCGAUACAAUUGGGUCAUGAUCUGCAACCUCGAUAAAUGGCCGUUUUAGGUUCCCAGAAGGAAAGAAACCAUGCGGCACGUCAUUCAUCCGGAUAAAAACUACCCAAGCAUAUGAAUGUCAGAGUAAUAUUUUUAAUCUUAAGCUGUGUG